Messenger RNA from Schistosoma turkestanicum, 525 nucleotides. Lineage: Eukaryota; Metazoa; Platyhelminthes; Trematoda; Strigeidida; Schistosomatidae. The record is from the annotation of a GenBank genome assembly.
AUGAAAACUGUUAAACUUGCUCAGAAAAUGUCUUUGUUUUAUUACUUAAUCUUUGAUUUUGAUUUUCAUCUGGAAUUUAAAUUUAUACAAAAACUUUUUAUUCAGUAUGUUAUAGAAGGUAUAACAUGGGCGGAGAAACAACUUUUGGAAGCUGUCGGACUACAUGAACCACCGGUUGAAAAACUUCGUCAACAAUGUACAGAAUAUAUUAAUUCUGCUUUGAUACCAUUGAAAGCUUAUGCUAAACAAUAUGAACGUUUUAUGGAGCUGAUAAUUUUGGAUAUACCUACACAUUUAAAUGCAUAUGAAUCGAAAAAUCCGAGUGCAUUAGAAAUAAAACAGAAAAUUGAAGAAUGUUUAGAAGAAAGUGAAAAUGUUAUGCAAAUCAUACCAAGCUUUAUUAUCAUUGGUCCAUUUUACGUUAAUGCUGAACCUGUAAGACAAAGCUUAUCAAAGAAACAUAAAGCAUUGGCUAGUGCCUUUUUAGAAUUAUUAACCAAACUAUUAAGGAAACAAACUGAUUCG